Molecule: messenger RNA, 3058 nt
Organism: Platichthys flesus (European flounder)
Lineage: Eukaryota; Metazoa; Chordata; Actinopteri; Pleuronectiformes; Pleuronectidae
Gene: cd36
Product: CD36 molecule (thrombospondin receptor)
Exons: 12
Coding region: 1059-2465 (468 amino acids)
Biological process (GO): low-density lipoprotein particle clearance; long-chain fatty acid import into cell; lipoprotein transport
Cellular component (GO): cell surface; caveola; cytoplasm
Molecular function (GO): scavenger receptor activity; low-density lipoprotein particle binding; low-density lipoprotein particle receptor activity
Source: RefSeq, a predicted model, not a curated record
AUUAUUGUCCUAUUAAACGACACAACCACAACACAGAUAACCUUUAUCACACACAGACACACACACGCACGGUCAGUGCUAAAUCUGCUUUGUCACUGAGAUCUUUUAUAGAUCCUAAUAAAGAUUCUACAUGGAUAGGUAUUUCCAAACUGCAUGGUCUGUGUAUGUGUUGGGCAUUUCUCGACUUUUGGAAUUUAGCAAAUGUCGACUAUUCCCAAAAAGUAGUCGACUAGUCGAUUAAUCGCAGGGGAUUAAGUGUUAAAACCUUUCAUUGCAACUAUCACUAUGCACUCAGGUGAAGCGUACAGGCUACAGGCUAAGGGGUAAAUCACCAGUGACCCUGAGAUACAUGCUGACGAUGCAGAAGGGUUCCCAUCCCAACAACUGCUCCAACUAUGCCACCAUAACGGAGGGUAACAAAUCACCUGCUAUGUGCAAUUCACCUUUCGAUAAGAACAUAUCUGCUGCUGAUAACCCCACAGAUAGACAACUAGUGCACAUCGGUGCACAGGUUAGUGGUUUUGAGGAGUCUCUUAAACCACAAAUAUAAAAGUGUGUUCUUCGUUUUCUGCUUUUUCCACCAAGCAGCUGAAGUGAAUAGAGAUAGUGAGGAGAGAGACAGGAGAGGAGAUCAGGCAUACCGAGAACUGAUGUCUGAUAAAUCCUCUUGAAUGCCGAUGAAGGAUUGUACCCUGAGUCCAAUGUCCUGCGAGACCUUUCUCCCCAGACUGUUGCAGCCGUUAUCAGUCGGGUCAGAUAUGAUUACCUGCUUGGUGGGGUGAUACUCUCUCUUUCUCUCAGGUGAACUUUAAACCUCCCUUUUUCAUUAUAUAACUUCAUUUAUAAGACAGGUGCAGCAGUGUCUGCCUGCCUCUACCUGGCCUCUGCAUCUCUGUCAGCUCCUCUGAUGCUACAGACGCCUGCCUCUGCUGCCGGGGACACGAACACUGACAAGCUGCACACACACACAACCCAACGACACAGAGACACACGGAGAACCGGCUGCCAGGCAGACAAAACAUUCUCACAGUCGCACAGAGGGAAAAACGCACAGCACCAUGGGCUGCUGCAACAAGGAGCAAGGACUCAUAGCCGGAGCCGUGAUUGGGGCUGUGGUAGCCAUACUGGGAGGGAUCCUCUUCCCAGUGGGGGACAGCAUCAUCAAGGGAACAGUUGAGAAGGAGUCCGUCAUCGAGCCUGGAACCACAGCUUAUGACACCUGGACGUCCACAGGGCCGCCGGUGUACAGGCAGUUCUGGUUCUUUGACGUGAAAAACCCACUGGAGGUUGUGCAGAACGGUGCGAAACCAGAGGUCAUGGAAAAAGGACCUUACACGUACAGGACGAGGAUUCUGCCCAGAGCAAACAUCACGUUCAACCCCAACGGUACCGCCUCCUUCCUGAUGCCGCUCAAUGCCGUCUUCGAGCCGGCCAUGUCGGUGGGACCAGAGGAGGACAACAUCACCUCCAUCAACCUGGCUGUGGCUGGAGCGUAUUCACUGCUUCCCAAAGAACUACAUUUCAUCCUGAAUAAUCAGAUAAAGUCGAGCAACUCCUCCCUGUUCCAGUACCGCACAGUCAAGGAGUUGCUGUGGGGUUACACCGACCCCAUGCUGAAUAAAACCCUGGGCGCAUUUGUACCCUUCAAUGGCACCUUUGAUGGCUUCUACACCGUUUACUCUGGAAAGGAGGACAUCUCACGAGUGGGGAUUAUCGACAUGUGGAAAGGAGAGAGGAGUUUGUCCUUCUGGAACGACACGUACUGUGACAUGAUCAAUGGGACAGAUGCGUCCGCCUUCCCUCCGUUUUUGGACAAAAAGAAGCCUCUCUACUUCUUCUCAUCAGACAUCUGCAGGUCCGUGUCAGCCAGCUAUGAGAAGAGCAUUGAUCUGAAAGGUAUUCAUCUUUACCGUUACACCCUCCUGGCGUCCACCCUGGCCUCCCCUACGGUCAACCCAGACAACAAGUGCUUUUGCAAGAACCCAACGACCACCAGGAACUGCACCCUGGGCGGAGUACUGGAUAUCGCCCCCUGUAAAGAUUUAACAUCUAUCUUCAUCUCUCUGCCGCACUUCCUUCACGCCAGUCCAUACCUGCGGGAGGCCGUACUGGGUCUGAAUCCCAUCGAGGAGCACCAUAAAACCUUCUUAGACGUGGAACCUACAACCGGGUUUUCUAUGAGAUUCGCUAAAAGAAUUCAAGUGAAUAUGAUGUACGGGCCAUCGAAAGUCAUCACGAUCCUUAACAAAGUCCAGGAUUACACUAUAUUCCCUCUCCUCUGGAUGAACGAGACGGGCGAGUUGGAUCAGGCGACGGCAGACAUGUUCAAGAAGGAGCUCAUCUCCCGUAUCGACAUGCUGGAGACGAUACAGCAGGUGCUGCUGGGCCUCGGUUUGUCGGCCUUCGCCGGGUGUCUCAUCUCCUACUGUGUGGUGAGGAGUCGCCGCAGCAAGUCCGGGUUCUGAUGAAAUCAGGCGGACGUGUCUGUUGUGGAGCAAAGUGCAUUUAAGCUGCUGUGGCACGUCAAACCUGUUUUUGAUAUAGACUUGCACUUUUUUUGUAAUUGUAGUUUUAUUUAUGAUGUUUUUUUCCUUUGAUACCGGGAGGGGGAAUACUGUGAUUUUUUUAAAACUAAAGAGCUAAAUUCCUUUGCCAAGUAUAAUUUCAGGUGCAAACACUGUAACAUUAACUCAAUCAGGGAUUUCUGGAAGCAGGUGUACUCAUUUUUAACCGUCAGGCUCAUAAUCCGCACAAAGGAGAAAUGUGCUCUGACGUCCUAUUAAACAGAAACGCACAUGAAUCUAAUCAAAUGUUCACGUCCUUCGCUGAACUAGAGUCUUUAAAAAAUGAAUAAAAAAGCUAAGAAGUGAGUUUUUCAUUGGCUGUCGUGUUCCUGGUGUCGGAUUGUUCUGACCCCGCCUCACGCUCUACACCCCUUGCAGCCCAGAAUAAAGGCUAGGCUGAAACAAUCCUCUGCAUUGUGCCAGUCAAGCUGAAGUAAUUCUGUUUCCUCUUUAGCUUGAGCAGUCAAUAAAUCAAAAAGAGCAAUAAAAAACCA